AGAUCUAGCAGCAUGGCACGCAAGAUUGCGGUAACGGCGAUGGCGAUGGCGAUGGCGAUGGCGACAGCCGACGUCUCCUUCGCUUUCUCUCCUUCAGCUCGCUUCACUCCAAGCUCAUCCAGGAGCCCGUCCUGUGUCUCUACACCCUCUCUUCGCUCCGGUGCUACAUCGUUGAACAUGGCUACUGUCAAGGUCGUUGACAAAUCCGGAGGGCAAGUUGCGCAGCUGCAGUGUGACAGGGAAACGAUACUCCGAGAUGCCAUGCUCGCAGGGAAGGUGGACUUGUACUAUACCAUGAAAGGUAAACUUUUCAACUGUGGUGGAGGUGGCAACUGUGGGACGUGCAAGGUCGAUCUCGUAUCAGGAAAUCUCUCUCCUCGCACAGCUGCUGAGGAGAAGCUGCUCAAGGGAUGCCCCCCAUCCUUCCGCCUUGCGUGCCAGUCAUGCGUGAUGUCGGACGUCACCGUCAGGAACAAGCCGGAUGCCUAGACGCUGUUCCUGCUGUCUCUGAACGUGGACACGAUCCUACUGUCAACAUUGUCUCUUGUGGUCAAGUGCUGAUGAAACGUGUGGAACUUCCAUAUCUGUUUGGAAGCAAUAAAUGGGGGACGGCACCUGCCAGUCCCCUGCCAGUUCCUGUCAA
Messenger RNA from Guillardia theta CCMP2712, 643 nucleotides. RefSeq lists its product as hypothetical. The record is from RefSeq and is a predicted model, not a curated record. Gene Ontology annotation, molecular function: 2 iron, 2 sulfur cluster binding. Bases 13 to 489 code for a protein of 158 amino acids. NCBI's taxonomy places the organism in Eukaryota, Cryptophyceae, Pyrenomonadales, Geminigeraceae. The transcript has 5 exons. Gene Ontology annotation, cellular component: mitochondrion. Gene Ontology annotation, biological process: P450-containing electron transport chain.